Williopsis jadinii is the source of this 801-nucleotide messenger RNA. RefSeq lists its product as uncharacterized. The transcript has a single exon. The record is from RefSeq and is a predicted model, not a curated record. The coding region runs from base 344 to 790 and encodes 148 amino acids. NCBI's taxonomy places the organism in Eukaryota, Fungi, Ascomycota, Saccharomycetes, Phaffomycetales, Wickerhamomycetaceae.
GGUUGAGAUAAGCCGAGCUGAACAAUGCGAAGGGCGGGCAGGUCUCUCCGUAAUCAUUGACAGUGCGUUAUGAGCUCGUGAGCUUGUCGUGUACUGUUGUUUCUGGCUGUCAUUUAUACGUAUUGGCUCGCCGUGGGCUGCCUGUGUUCACUGAGGGCUUUAAGCUCUCUCAGUGCUGCUUGACAACCAGUGAUCAAUGCUGCACAACGAAAGCGCAUGGGGAAGGUCAAUUGGGGCAUUUCUGGUUGAGCUGUAUAUGAAGCUUAAUUGGGCAGUAUAUAAAGGCUAGCGAGCAGUGUUUCCUUCCAACCUCCUACUCAACAUCAACCGUGUAAAGCAUCCCAUGAGUCUCGUCAUUCUGUUGUCAGUCCUCGUCGCUAACGUCCUCGCAUCAUUGGACACCAACGUCGAAAAGAUCCCCUUGGCCGUGAGAGUGGCCGAGGUCUUCCACAAUGGAUUCUGUUUCCAGCAGUUUGCUCCUGUGGAGUCUGUGCAAGCCGUUGAAAUGCCUACGUGGGUCAAAAGCGGCACCACCUGGAACCACUUGGGGUUCCAGACCGACUGUACUAAGGGCGAAAACACCGUCGCCAUGGCUCCGGGAGACACCUCCAACUUGACAAUGGCAAAGUACUACAUGCUGACUUACACCUCUGGCUAUCAGGUGAUGGAUUACACCGGGUUUCAAGACAAUGAAGAGCGUGUUGCGCUUCUCGAGUAUUACUGGACCACCGGACAUAACUUGUUUGAGGAUGCAACUACUACAGCACUGAUUGGUCGCCAAUCGGGGUGAUUAGUCGCCAA